AUGGGGGCCACCGGCUACGGCUACUAUCGUGUAGUCAUCUUCUCGUGCAUGUUCAUGGGCUACUCGCUGUACUUCUUCAACAGGAAGACCUUCUCCUUCGUCAUGCCCUCUGUGAUGGAGGAGAUUGAACUGGACAAAGAUGACUUGGGUCUGAUCACCAGCAGCCAGACAUUGGCCUACGCCAUCAGUAAGUUUAUCAGCGGCGUGCUGUCUGAUCAGAUCAGCGCCCGCUGGCUGUUCUCCAUCGGCCUCUUGCUGGUGGGGGGCAUCAACAUCGCCUUCUCCUGGUCCUCCACUGUAUCAAUGUUCUCACUACUCUGGUUCAUCAACGGCCUGGGACAGGGCUGCGGCUGGCCCCCCUGUGGGAAAGUGCUGCGCAAGUGGUUUGAACCCUCCCAGUUUGGAACAUGGUGGUCGGUGCUGUCCUGCAGUAUGAACCUGGCCGGGAGUCUGGGUCCAAUCCUGGCCACGGUGCUCCUGCAGUACUACGACUGGAGGACCAUCCUGACCAUGUCAGGCAUUUUAUGUGCCUCCUUCUCCUUUGUUUGUCUGGUAUUUAUAAAGAAUGAGCCAAAGGACGUGGGCCUUCCCAGCAUCCAGCCCGCGGCCAAGAAGGGGGCAAAGGGAGGCAACAGCGAAAGCACCCUGAGGGAAUUCCUCCUCUCCCCCUUCCUGUGGGUGUUGUCUCUGGGCUACUUGGUGGUGUUUGGGGUGAAGACAGCUGCCACCGACUGGGGACAGCUAUUCCUCAUGCAGGAGAAAGGCCAAACCGCUCUUAUGGGCAGCACCUACAUGAGUGCCUUGGAGGUGGGAGGAUUUGUGGGCAGUCUCGCAUCAGGCCUCAUCUCAGACAGAGCAGUGGCUCGGAAAGGUUUGGGCACCCAUGGAAACCCCCGACAUGGCCUGCUCAUCGUCAUGAUGGCUGGUAUGUCCGUGUCCAUGUUCCUCUUCAGAGUCACCAUCACAACUGAAAUCCCAGAGGAGGCUCCUCUUUGGGCUCAAGUCAUUCAUCCCCUGUCCGUCCUCAUCGGGGUGACAGAAAAAGAGAUCUGGAUCCUCUUCCUUGGUGCUUUGUUUGGAUUUUCUUCUUACGGACCAAUUGCCUUGUUUGGGGUGAUAGCCAGUGAAAGUGCUCCUUCAAACUUCUGUGGAACCUCUCAUGCUGUCGUGGCCCUGAUGGCGAAUGUGGGCGCUUUUAUGGCGGGGCUUCCCUUCAGCACUAUUGCCAAACAGCACAGCUGGGACAUGGCCUUCUGGGUAGCCGAGGUGACAAUGGGAAUCGCAACCAUCGCUUUCUUCCUUGUACGUAACAUGCGCACCAAAAUGGGAAAGAUCGUGGAGAAAAUGGACUAAAAUACCUGCCUGAAAUGAGCCACCUGUCAAUGUGCUUUGGUGUGAAUAUAGACAGACUGAGAUUAUGCACUGUUGAGUGCUCUUUAUACAGAAUACUGCACAUUACUACAUCUCCU
This is a messenger RNA of Limanda limanda (common dab), 1469 nucleotides long. It is a transcript of the gene slc37a4b, whose product is annotated as solute carrier family 37 member 4b. Lineage: Eukaryota; Metazoa; Chordata; Actinopteri; Pleuronectiformes; Pleuronectidae. Gene Ontology annotation, biological process: glucose-6-phosphate transport; phosphate ion transmembrane transport. Gene Ontology annotation, molecular function: glucose 6-phosphate:phosphate antiporter activity. The record is from RefSeq and is a predicted model, not a curated record. The coding region runs from base 1 to 1353 and encodes 450 amino acids. The transcript is spliced from 9 exons. Gene Ontology annotation, cellular component: endoplasmic reticulum membrane.